CGCCGGAGCUCAGAGGUGCGCACGCUGCAUUUUAAUUUUUUUUCCUUUUUUCUUUUGUCUUUUCUUACAUUUGCUAGUACGUAUUUUUUGUAGAAUCUCAGUAUCUCACGGUUCUCACCCAUCUUGUUUCUCCUUGGUGUCUUGGUGAACACAGGAAUGCCGCUGCUGUUAUGGCUUUUUCUGCUCGGGUUAUCAAUUUGGUUAACUCCUGUGCUUGCCUUGCCUCCGAAUCCGCAACGUUCGUGCAAGUUCCAAGUAACAACCCUUGCAGCUGUAUCGUGUAGCGAGUCUCCUAUCUCCCCAACAGCUUCAUGCUGCGAGGCUCUGAUAUACGCGAUAGAUAGCAGUCCCGAUUCUGAGUUGGAUAGAGGCAUAUGUUGUCUGUGUGAAUACAUUCUCGCACAGACUCUUCCUUUCGAUCUUGCCUACACAUACCGUGCGUGCCGGGGAAAAGACGCGUCCGAAGUUGAGGCAUUCUUUUCUUCUCCGCCGGUACCAUUUACUUGCAAGGUACCGUGUUACCACGAUGAUAACAAGCCUUCACCUCCUGCCAAGGAAGCUAACAAAGGGACAAAGCUAAGCUCGCCGGCCAUCGCUGGCAUAGUAAUUGGAGGGUUAGUGUUAAUUGGGUUUGUAGGAGCUUGGGUCUACUACAAGUUUUUUAGCCCAUCUGCCAAGGCUAGGGGAUCGCCUAACCCCAGCGACGACUCGUCUCGAGGUAUAGAGUUGCCGCCACAAUCAGCACGCUUCUCAUCGGCGCGGAACUCUACUUCAAAUCUACUUGAGACAUGAGUUUAGUUUCAUUGUGCUAGGAUGUCUCUUCUAUUCUAGUCGUUGUGCUAGGUUGUAAUAUUUGUAGUAGUUUGUUUAAUGCUAAGUAGUAGUACUACCGUAUACUGACUCCAGUUGAC
This is a messenger RNA of Triticum dicoccoides, 911 nucleotides long. RefSeq lists its product as uncharacterized. The record is from RefSeq and is a predicted model, not a curated record. Lineage: Eukaryota; Viridiplantae; Streptophyta; Magnoliopsida; Poales; Poaceae. Bases 157 to 792 code for a protein of 211 amino acids. The transcript is spliced from 3 exons.